Botrytis byssoidea is the source of this 556-nucleotide messenger RNA. RefSeq lists its product as uncharacterized. NCBI's taxonomy places the organism in Eukaryota, Fungi, Ascomycota, Leotiomycetes, Helotiales, Sclerotiniaceae. Bases 54 to 368 code for a protein of 104 amino acids. The transcript is spliced from 3 exons. The record is from RefSeq and is a predicted model, not a curated record.
CUUUACAAAUAAUAUAACAGUGCAAGCCUACCAACCACCAAAACCUCACCACCAUGAAGCUCAUCUUUGCAACUACACUAUUCUUGGCUUCGGUCAUGGCCAUGCCCAGUCAACUUGCAGCCGCGCCUGAUGCUACUACUGAGAUAGGAUAUGUUCAAGGAGCUCAAAGCGGGCCUCAAAAUGACGUGAGCAAGAGAGACCUCGUGAAAGAGAGUAGAGAGGCAGCGAAUGAAUUCUGUUCAGGAUAUCUUGGAUAUUGCUCAGACACCGUCAAGUGCUGCGAUGGCCGUAUCUGCACACGUUGCGUAGGGGAUACUGCCCCGAUAAACAUUUGCCAUCCUGCUCAAUGCGAAGCUUUUAAAGCCUAAAUGGGUACAUUAGAGCCACAGCGGUUGAUCGAAUACCCAUUUAGGUGUUCGGAGUUGUAUUUGUUGGCAAAAGAUGUUUGAUUUGCAUGUGUUUAGUAUACAAGUGAUAGACGGCGGUGGGGGAAGCAAUACUGGACUUUCAGUUGUAAUCUUUUAUUAUUUUAGGGACUUGUCUUGUAUUAUGGAAU